Messenger RNA from Fomitiporia mediterranea MF3/22, 720 nucleotides. RefSeq names its product histone-fold-containing protein. The record is from RefSeq and is a predicted model, not a curated record. Bases 69 to 479 code for a protein of 136 amino acids. The transcript is spliced from 4 exons. Gene Ontology annotation, molecular function: protein heterodimerization activity; structural constituent of chromatin; DNA binding. NCBI's taxonomy places the organism in Eukaryota, Fungi, Basidiomycota, Agaricomycetes, Hymenochaetales, Hymenochaetaceae. Gene Ontology annotation, cellular component: nucleosome.
UCACUACCGUCGCACGACACUCACCAAGCCCAACCGACUUUUAUCCCACUUUCAACCACAUAACUACAAUGUCUGGCAAAGGAAAGGCUGGCAAGUCCGGAGGCAAGUCUGGUGACGCUUCCAAGUCCCAAUCCCGCUCUGCGAAAGCUGGUCUCCAAUUCCCGGUUGGUCGUAUUCACCGACUUCUCAAGCGUGGCAACUACGCUCAACGUGUUGGCGCUGGUGCUCCUGUCUACCUCGCUGCCGUACUUGAGUACCUUGCUGCCGAAAUUCUUGAACUUGCAGGAAACGCUGCUCGUGAUAACAAGAAGCAACGUAUUGUGCCUCGUCAUCUCCAACUUGCUAUCCGAAAUGAUGAAGAGCUGAACAAGCUCCUUGGCAAUGUUGUCAUCUCGCAGGGUGGUGUCGUACCAUUCAUCAACCCCGAGCUCCUGCCGAAUAAAACUGCAAAGGGCAAGAAAGAGUCUCAGGAGGUGUAGAUUUCGUAUUUCGUCGCAUUACAUUUCCUGUGUUUUGUAUUAUUAUACGCCUUGUAUUUGUGCUUUUCCCUUUAUUCUGGCUUCCUUGAAUAUCCUGUCUGAAUGUGUGGGAGAAUUAAGUUCGUGCGUGGGAAUUAUCGAGACUGGCCUUCAUUUCUCGAAGGCCUGUUGUAGUCGUUACUGCAUCGGUUAUACUGGAAUGAGACUGAAUGGGAGCAACUGCUGUUCCAAGCUAUUGUGC